AUGGGCGGUACCGACUGCUUACCAUCAGUAUCUAAAAGUCAAGAAGAGCGACCCCAAGAGAAGAAACCGCAGUCGGUGAGAGAUCUCCUGAACACAACAUCAUGCAUUCAACCGCCGUAUCGGUGCCCACAUCCCAAGAUGCAGUUUUAUUUAUACACAAGAACAACGCAAGAAAAAGGCGAGUUAAUAAAUACUCUAGACAACGACUCUUUAACGUAUUCUAAGUUCAACACGAAACACCAGACAAAGGUCGUCGUGCACGGCUUCGGAGGAGGUCGGAACCUCUCCCCAAGUACCGACAUGAGGAAAGCUUACUUCACGAGAGGAAAUUACAAUAUUAUCAUUGUGGACUACGGAUCGCUUGUAAAGGAACCCUGCCUUAGUCAGAUUGAGUGGGCUCCUCGGUUUGCGGGUCUGUGUAUAGCUCAGUUAAUCGAGUACCUGCAGAACCACCCAGUAAAGGCGGUGCCUCCAGAGAAACUCCACACGAUAGGCUACAGUGUAGGAGCUCACAUACUUGGACUCGUCGCGAACUAUUUACAUGAAGGAAAACUUGGCAGAAUUACUGGUCUGGAUCCGACUAUAUUCUUCUAUAUGGGCUCGAAUCGGUCUCGGGACCUCGAUUACACAGACGCUCACUUUGUGGACAUCCUGCACACUGGUGCCGGCAUCCUCGGCCAGUGGGGCCCUAAUGGACACGCAGACUUCUACGUCAACGGAGGUUCCAGCCAACCUGGCUGCGCCCAUGACACAAUUUUCCAAACUCUUUCAUGUGAUCAUACAAAAGUGACGCCGUACUUCAUAGAGUCUAUUAACAGUCGCGCUGGUUUCUGGGCGGGACCGUGUUCCAGUUUGUUCUCGUAUCUCAUCGGGUGGUGUGAGCCUAAGGAUACAGAAUACGUGCUCAUGGGUGAACAUGUUACUCACAAUGCUAGAGGAGUUUACUACGUAACAACAAACGCGAAGCCGCCAUACGCCAGAGGGUUCCCGGGCAAAUCUAGGAGACUUCGAUCCAUAACGCCUUACAGCUGAUGAAUUAAAUGGAAAAUUUUAGGCAAAUUAAACCUUACCAAAAUAUUUAAUAAAAUUAAGUAGAUAAGUUAUUUUUGUCGGGGCUCAAUAAAGUUAAGGAAUCAUGGGAUGCGAUGAAUAGAGAUGAAAAGGUAUACAAAAAGUUAUUUAAAUGAAAGUUGUCAAUAUUUCUGUUUUUUACACAAACAUAAUCGCAAGUCGUAAAAUAAAACCGACUAAAUGAUGUAACAAAGAAAUGAAUUAUGAAACUUAUUGAAAAAUAAUCUUAAUCCUGGAGUUUCUUUUGUUUGUUUUCCUGGAGUUUGGAAACAGCAAAUAGCUUCACUAGAGGACAGACGGACAGAAUGACAUACACGAAUUUGAAUUUUUUUAUAUAUUUCUUUGUUUAACGUUUUAAAGUGUCUUUACUGGUCUUUUUGAAAUAAAUGAUUUGACUUUGAUUUUGACACAUUUCCCCCACUUACAGGGUUGAGUCGUACUUGCUAAACUGGGCCUUGUAUGAAAUAUUGAUUUUCUU
Spodoptera exigua (beet armyworm) is the source of this 1549-nucleotide messenger RNA. The record is from the annotation of a GenBank genome assembly. Lineage: Eukaryota; Metazoa; Arthropoda; Insecta; Lepidoptera; Noctuidae.